AUGCAGCGAGCUUUUAUAGCUAUCCUCACCCUUUCUCUUGGGACAGCAGGGGCUGCUCCCAGGUACAUCUGCACGUACUACGAUGUCAUCGAGCACCUGAACAUCACCUCCCACAGCAAGCUGCACGCGCACAUACUGCCAAAGACAAACUGGAAGGAGCCUCUGGAAGUGAACAUGGAUUUCAUGCUGAUAGCUAUUCUCUCUGUGGAGUGGAGGAACGCCUUUGUGACUUGGGACCCGCAGGAUUUCUGCAACAUCUCCAAAAUUGUUCUGCCAAUGGAUUCCUAUUGGUCGCCCCCCAUCUUCAUUUUAGAACGGGUGAACGAACAGAAGUCGGACUUGGAGUACAUGGUUGUCACGCACAAUGGCACCUUCAACACAAGCCACCCCUUCCAGGUUACCUUAACGUGCAGCCUGAUGAUCCUCAAGUUCCCCUUCGACACCCAGACGUGCAACAUAAGUAUAGCUUCAUUUCUCUACCCAGUAACAGACCUUGUCAUGAAAAUCAAACGAACACCAGCUGAGAUGAUGAAAAACAGCCAGAGUUACUUCAUAACUGAUGGAGAAUGGAAGUUCACCAACCUGAGCAUCAGUGAAUACAGAGAAGGGUUGGAUGAUGAAGAAUAUCCAGUGAUCGUCUACAAGAUUUCCAUGGAGAGACGACCUACUCUGUAUAUUCUGAACCUGAUCCUGCCAACGUGCGCACUGUACCUGCUCGAUAUGGCUGUGUUGUUUGGACCCAGCUCUCUCGAGGAGAAAAUCAGCUUCCAGAUUUCCAUCAUCCUGGGCAGCUCCAUGUUAGCCGUGAUUCUCAACAACAUGCUUCCUACUUCCUCCAACGAACCACCCAUAAUAGUGAUAUUCUUCUUAGGCACCUUCCUGUUAAUGAUCAUGGCUGUGUUAGACACCUUCUUCCUGCUGCAUCAGCAGCACAAAUCCCUACGCUUAGACAAGGCUCUCGGAAGCAUCCAGCAAGGUAGUCACACCAAGCUGGCAACGACAGACGCCAACAACCAGGCCAUGAAACACCUUGCCAAGAAGACCCAGGAAAAGGGGCAGCAAGCCAAGCCCCGCUGGAAACCACAGGAGCAGGACCCAGUUCUACCAGUUCUGGAGAAGUGCUCUGUGGGCUAG
Messenger RNA from Cygnus atratus (black swan), 1134 nucleotides. RefSeq names its product 5-hydroxytryptamine receptor 3A-like. The coding region runs from base 1 to 1134 and encodes 377 amino acids. The transcript has 9 exons. NCBI's taxonomy places the organism in Eukaryota, Metazoa, Chordata, Aves, Anseriformes, Anatidae. Gene Ontology annotation, cellular component: synapse; membrane; neuron projection. The record is from RefSeq and is a predicted model, not a curated record. Gene Ontology annotation, molecular function: transmembrane signaling receptor activity; neurotransmitter receptor activity; extracellular ligand-gated monoatomic ion channel activity. Gene Ontology annotation, biological process: monoatomic ion transmembrane transport; chemical synaptic transmission; nervous system process.